Molecule: messenger RNA, 8722 nt
Organism: Vespa crabro (European hornet)
Lineage: Eukaryota; Metazoa; Arthropoda; Insecta; Hymenoptera; Vespidae
Gene: CdGAPr
Product: GTPase-activating protein CdGAPr
Exons: 8
Coding region: 937-5625 (1562 amino acids)
Biological process (GO): small GTPase-mediated signal transduction
Molecular function (GO): protein binding; phosphatidylinositol binding; GTPase activator activity
Source: RefSeq, a predicted model, not a curated record
GCUCCCUCCCCUCCAUAUACGGGCCGCUCGUAGCCGGAACGAGAGGGUCAGGUUAGGCGGGUCUGCUGGGCUGACAGCGCAUUGAAAACAGCGUCGCGCUUUCGUAGUAUAUCUCAUCGACGAAGGUUAACUUUUCGACAAUCUCGGGGUGGCCCUUAACGAUUCUCACAUCUUCUCGCGCGUGUGUGUGACGAUAUGGAAGGAGUCAGAAAAAGACGUCAGUUUACGUAAAAUCCAUUUCGUUCCUUAUACUAAAAUAAAAAGUGAGAAGAGGCACGCUUGGGACACAGUAAAAGGGAAUAAAGGAGAGAGAGAGAAAGAAAAAGAGAGUGAGGGAGAGAGAGGAGAGAUACAGUAGAAAGAGAAAGAGAGAAGUGAGAACACGAAUAAGAGAGAGAGAGAGAGCGAGAGAGAGAGAGAGAGAGAGAGCGAGAGAGAGAGAGAGAGAGAGAGAUAGAAAGAGAAAGACAAACUGCUGUAAAAGUAAACGAAAAAGAAAGAAAAAACAUGGCUCGUUUUCCGGCGACGAAUGUGUGUUUUCCUUCAUCGUCGUCCUUUCGUAUUAACUCCACUUUCUAUUCAUCAUUAUUAUCACCGUUAUCGUCAUCGUCGUCGUUGUCGUCAUCAUCAUCAUCGUCAUUAUCGUCAUCAUCAUCUUUGUCGUCGUCGUCGCCGUUGUCGUCAUCAUCAUCAUCAUCGGUACUCUCUUCGUUGUGAAGUCUCGCCGAUCUAUGCCCAGGGGUUCUCAACUCGGGAGUGGUGGUGAAUACACGCACGUUCACACUUACUCAAUGUAAGUACAAAAAUAAACAUGGAAGAAUGAUUCGUUCGAGAGGAAAGUAAAGAUAUACUACCGUCAUCCUGGCACGUGGUAAACCGGGCCAAAGGCCUGGAUCCUCGUCCUCCUCGUCCUCGUCAACGGAGAGGUUGCAAAGGAUGCCAGGACCGGCGCAAGAGAGACCUCGCGCUCAUCGGCUCACCGACAUCGAGCCACAAACCGCGAAGGGAUUAGGAUGUAAUCGAACAGACGACUUUAGCACACCUGUAAGUUCUGGUAGCAAUAUGGGGAGUAUUGCAAGGUUUCCGAAAUUGGACGAGUGCGCCCACUUUCAUUACGAACACGUGGAGCUUGGUGUUUUGGAGGUCUCCGUGAGCGAAGGCACCAAUGAAGCAGACACCUACGCAGUUAGGGUAACUUCCGGAGAUGCCUGUUGGACGCUCCAACGAUCCUACGACAAUUUCUUAAUGUUUGACAAACAAUUGCAUCGAUGUAUCUUCGAUAGAAAAUUUUCAUCUCUUCCAAAGUUACCAGACGCCAGGCCUAAAUUACAUUGGGUUAUGAUAAAGGACUACCUUCAACGAUUCUCAUGCCUAGAUCACGAGGGUCUAAACUGCGGUCCCGUAUUAAAUUGGUUGCAACUCGACAACAGGGGUAGAAGGAUACUCGUGCCCGAAUCUGAUUCUUGUCCCAUAAACACACCAGCUGUUGCAGCGGCCUACGCUGUUAGGCCUUACGUGGCACAGGCACAGGAUGAAAUCUCAUUUCAGGUCGGAGAUAUGAUCUCGGUGAUAGACAUGCCACCACCAGGAGAAAGUACGUGGUGGCGCGGUAAACAUGGAUUCGCAGUCGGCUUCUUCCCAGCUGAAUGUGUCGCAGUAAUCGGAGACAAAGUUCCACGUCAUUUAACAGUCUCGGCGACGGUCAGAUCGAAAUUACCGGUAAAACCGGUGCUUAGAAAGCACGGCAAAUUAAUCGCCUUCUUCAGAUCGUUUAUCUUGAACAGACCGUCGAGGAGAAGAUUAAAGCAAUCAGGGAUUUUAAAGGAACGUGUAUUUGGUUGCGAUCUGGGUGAACAUCUUUUGAACUCCGGUCAAGAUGUUCCAACGGUUCUAACUUGUUGUGCCGAAUUCAUUGAAAAUCAUGGCCUGGUCGAUGGUAUUUAUCGGCUAAGUGGUGUCACCUCCAACAUUCAAAGACUAAGAAAUGCGUUUGACGAAGAUCGCGUUCCAGCGUUGCAUUCCGAUGAAAGUAUCCUCCAGGACAUUCACUCCGUGGCAUCUCUGUUGAAAAUGUAUUUCAGAGAACUACCGAAUCCUUUGUGUACAUACCAACUCUAUUCUACAUUUGUCAGCGCCGUUCAAGCUAAUAGUGAUGCUGAAAGAUUGAGACGAAUGAGAGAUGCCGUUAGAAAAUUGCCCCCACCUCAUUAUAGAACAUUAGAAUAUUUGAUGCGUCAUCUAGUAAGAGUGGCAGCUCGUGGUUCAGAAACUGGUAUGACUCCACGUAAUGUUGCGAUCGUAUGGGCGCCAAAUCUUUUACGAUGCAAGGAACUUGAAGUCGGUGGUGUGGCAGCUCUUCAAGGAGUUGGAGUACAAGCUGUAGUGACAGAAUUCUUGGUUUGUUACGCUGAAUUAAUCUUUGGAGACGGACCGGUCGGUAGACCAAAGUCGUUAGCCAUUACGACACCUGCUCGUCUACUCAGUUUAGAGGAAGCACGAAAUAGAAGUGUAAGAGGCGAACCAGAUUAUAUAGAAGUUGGUGCUGGUCCGGCUGGUUUGCCAUUGCAUUAUCAUACAGUCAUAGAGUUGCCACGAAAGAGAAAUGGCUCGAAGCGUUCACCGUCAUUAAACUGGAGAGCUUUGUUCGGUAGAGGUGGCUUAGGUGGUACCAGAGGGAAGACCAGACAAGUUGGCACGUCACCUCAAGUAGAAACGGUGCCAAGUUCCUUAAACUCUUUGCGACGAUUGAGACCUGUAAAAAGUGCCGAUAGCUUGGAUGGAGAGGACAGUUUGGGUCCUCUUUUAGGACCACCACCAGCGAGACCUUGCGGUCAUAGUAGAUCAGUCUCUCAUGACUCUUAUUUCGAUCAUUUGGCUGAUGCGCCAAAUGCGACAUCACCUCUGGAUCUUUCGGAGAUCCAGCUUAAUUUUGAUCUUGAAGAAAGAGAAAUGAGAAUGUUUUCAGAGGAGGAGAGUGCUGGUGUGGCAUCAGUCGAAGCAUCACCUCGACGACAGAGGACAGAAGGGACGCAAUGUCCUGCUGUAACAGGUGGUUCCAAGAGAAAACGAUCGAGACUCGAGGAACGAUUGCAUUGCGACGUCGAGUUACGUUUUAUUGAUAGUCAAAGUCCCGACCAGGUAAUGGUGUCCGCGGAUGUGCACAAUAUGGAAACGCCCUCUCCAUUGCCAACUCCAGGCUAUUUACCAUUAUUGUCCGAAGCAUCGACUCCUUUAACUCCUGCAACUUUACAAGGAACGUCUCACUCCACCUCACCAAUACCCGUCAAUAGCCCUAGGAUAAGUUUUCGAAGUUUUACUUUACCAUUAGAAAUUGACGACGAACAAAGUAAUACAAAUAAUUUGAACAGAGUUAGCGUGUCUUCCGAUAAAACAUCCGAUCCUAGUCAUAGGUUAUCAGUAAGUUUAAACGAACAGAAUAACGCUAAGUCAUGCGAAAGAAUACGUAGUUAUGAUAGACACGAGGAUUCUUAUAGUAACACAUUAAUAGACCCAUCAAAAGCUCGAAAUACCGAAGAGUCGACGGACGCUGGAAUAUCUGAUAUUCCAGAUCAAGAAAUGACCCCUUGCGAGAGGUUAAUAUCAUUGUGUAGUGAAGUUGAAUCCAGUAGAGUAACCUCAGCGUCUAAGGAUAUAUCGGACGAGUCUGAGCUAUGUCCAAUCGAGAAAAAUAAAAUACCUACCGAUAACAAAGAUACAUCGAAUGCAAAGAAGCAAGAAACCUCUAAUAACAAUCGAUCUACCAAUUUACAGAAUCAAGAAAUGAUUGCCGAAAAUUCAGACGUACAUGGACAUGAAUUGGCUGGCUUACCAUUAUCAAAUACAACUGAUCUAGAUUCCCCAAUGUCUUGUGAGCAAACUUUGGAAGAUUUGCCGGAUUCAGGAUUUGUAAUAUGCGAUAGUUCGGAUAAAAUAUUUACCAAUACGGAGACUCAACCAAUGGUAACUACUACGAAUGAUUCCGGUGAAUGGGUUAUUGUCGAGAGGACAACUGGCUCCAUAACAACGCCAAGCAGCGAAUCCAGUAGUCCUAAAGAUCCGUUAGAAGGCACUAUGAAUCCAGCGAUAGCUACGGAGACACCACAAUUGAGAUCUAUGUCGGAAAAUGUUUCACGAACAUCAUUGGACCUUACGAUGGGUUCUACGGUAGACACGGAUACUUCCUGUAUCGGAGCAAGCGAUUUAACUGAAAGUCCUGUUCUAGCACAAGUGUCAGGUGAUAUGACAUGCUGCGACGUUAACGAUGUUAAAGAUUACAAGGAUUUCGAAGGGCACGAAGAUACGCAGAGACCAUCCACGACAUUUACAAACGAGUUUACGAAUGAUCUUUCUUCCAUUUUACAGGAUCAAGACAAUGGUAAUGAGAAAGUUUGCGAGGUGAAUAUAACUGACAUCGAAUCGAACGAGGAACGUCCCGAGUUAAAGAUAGACACUUCUUUUGUUCGGCUAGACAACACGCAUGUACAUAGUACGAAUAAGAAUAAAGACAGCAAGAGAACAGAGUGCGAAGUCGAUAAGACGCAAAACAUGUUGCAACAGCAACAACAACAACAACAGCAGCAACAGCAACAAGAUAUACAACGAUCUAUAGAAAGUCAUCAAAAAUUACAAUACUCAAAACACACUGAUCACCAAAGAUGUUCAAAACAGCCUGAUAAGAAUAAAGAGAUCCAUGAAAUCGAAACGGAUGGUGAUAAAGAGAUGUCGGAAAAGUGCCAAAAGUCUCAAAAGCAACAGAAAAAGCAAAGUCCGCAACAUAAAUAUAUUUCGAAACACGAGGGCGAGAGUUCUAAAAGAAACAAUAUACGCCAUUCGCAACUGCGUGAGAAUAUCGAAGUUGUGAUACCUUCGGAGAACGCAGCGGAACCUUGCGAGAUUGCACAUGUUCCAGAGGGUGCAUCAGAAGCAAUUCCGUUGGAUUCGUCCUUCUCCAACAGUUCGUCACCAGUCGACGAUUCCAUCGUUCUGCGGGACACAGCUACUAUUUUACAAGAGUUGGCUUUACAGAGAUUAUCCGGUGGUAUGGUAGGAGAAUUGUCCAUUCCACCUUCUAGAAGAAGAUAUGAGACUGAGGUUACCAGAGAACGAAGAAGUUUCGAUUCAGAAAUUGGCCGAGAAAUCGUUAGAGAACGAAAAAUGCGUCAGGAGUUAGAUUCGGCAAGAGGUAAAUCCGAGGAACCACCUGUAAACAGUACACAUCAUUUGCCACCCUGUUUGCGAGCUCGUCAUGCAAGAGCUACACGUGCCGCUUUAAGCAGAUCUCUCGACGAAGCAAAAUUCAAUCAGAUGACCGGUGAUACCUCAUUACCAGUAAAACAAGCUUCUGAUGACGUUCAGCACAGUUCCACGCCUAAUGUUGGCACCGUUACGAAUCCUUCCUCUAACAGUUCUGAGAAGGUUCACUUGAAGAAUCUCGGUGGUCUCGACUUGGGUGACCCACAGUGUCGAGAAAGAAUAGAAAAGUACAAAGAGGAGAGGCGGACGUUUCUGAGAGACAAAUAUAGAUCGGAGAGUUUUCGUGGUAUGUCCUCGAAAGCUGAAGGUGACGGUGAACAGGCGUUGUUGGCCAGAUUAAAGCAGAGAACAUCAAGGCCGUCAUUUCAUUGACACUGAUCUGAUUCUCUCCUUGAAUUUCAGAAUAUAUAAUAUCUGCUACUUAAAAAGGCUGCCAAUGCACUGAUUUUUUUUUUCUUUUUUUUUUUCUUUUUUUUCAAAAAUUCAAUUUGGAGAAUAAGACUCGUCUUGUCGUUGGCUGAAAUUAUUGAUUGUUUAAAUGAUGAUGAUCAAAUAUGAGAUAUAAGAUUCGCGAGAUUGCACUGUUAAGCUGAAACGUGCAAUAUAAUAAAGAAUUUUUUCUUUUUUUUCUUCCCCUCCCCUUUUUUUUUUUUUUUUUUUUUUUUUUAAGGAAUUUAUUAACUUAUUAAACGAUCACAAGUAUAACUAAUUUCCUUUUUUUUUCUUUUUUUUUUUUUUUUUUUUCUUUUCCAUUGUUAUGAAUUUUAAUAAUAAGAUAUUUUUUAUUACUAUUCCCAAAGAUAAUUCGCCCGUCGUUCGUAUUUAUUGUGUUAUUCUGUUAUCGGCUUCUAUUGUAUGUUUUACGUCGGACGUAUGUACCAGAGUUGUGUGUGUCUGCGUAAUUGCAUUUAUUAAUACGAAAGUAUAUUCAAGUGAGCACGUUAGAUUGUAUAGGAAUAUUUUUGAAACGCUUCUUUCGCCGUAAAUGCGUAUGCGUUUUCGUUGUUAAUACUGAUUAUAGAUGAGAUAUCUUUUUUAUAUUAUAAAACGUUGAUUGUCAAUGUUUAGUGUGAAAAUCGUUCGACGUUUUCUAUUAGCGAACUUUUGCGCCUUAUUGCUUCGUAUUUUAAUCAACAAUUCAUUCGUAAAUUUUUUUACGUGUUGCUGUUAAUGUUAUUUCGAUCUCUGGUACACAUUUAUAAUGCUUCGUUUAUAUCUAUAAUGAAACGAGAACUCGAUAAAUCGUAUUUUUUUUUUUUUAUAUAGGUAUAUAUAUAUAUACACACACGAAAUAUUUAGUUGAGCAUUUUAUAAAAGUGUAACGAUAUGGUUACGUUCUUUUGUGGACUGGUCCACAAUGGAUAUAUAUAUAUAUAUAUAUAUAUAUAGCUUUUGUAUAUGCUCUAAUUUUUAUUUAGUCUUUAUGUAUAAAAAAAAUACACACACACAUAUUAAGUUAAUUUAUGGAUUAGCAAGAUUAUGGUUAAAAAGAUGCGACUUGAAAUCAAGAUUACUAUUUGGAACCAAUUGUCUCGAAAUAAAAAUAAUACUAUGAAUUAAAAAGAUAAUAGAUUUUAUAUAUAUAUAAUAUUUUAUAUAAUAUAUAAUAUAUAUGUAAUAUAUAUAAUAUUUUAUAUAAUAUAUAUAUAUAAAAUCUAAGUAUAGAAUGGGUGGUUAGAUCGUCAUUAUAUAAAUGUGAUUAAUAUGAGUAUGUCGUCAUUUUGAGAUCUAAAGUAUGUUUUGACAAUUUUUAUCUAAUAAAUUUAAUUUAUCUUUUACGAUACUUUAAUUUUAUCGCGACAGUAUGACAUAGAAGUUAAUGUUCUUGCUAUGAUUCUAUUUCCUUGAAAAAAAAAAAAAAAAAAGAAAAAAGAGAAAAAAAACCAUUUUGCUCUCUACAAAUUAUUCGAAAUAAUUCGAUUUAGGACCGUUUACUCGCAAGAAAUUUUACUAGAUCCUUAGAACAUAGUUAACAAAGGUGCAUGUAACUAUUAUUAUAUGAAGCUAAUGGUAUUGACAAAAAAAUAACCAUAUAUUUUCUCGUAAAAACAUAUAUACAUCUCUUUGCGUAGAACUCAACAUUUUUUCUAUUCCCGACCAAAAAUCAAAGAGAAAAAUGAGGGAUGGUACUCAACGAAAGUGAUAUUUUACGCGAAAAUUUUUCGCUUUUGAGAAACGUCUUACGUUUACUGAUUAUAAAAUAGGAUGAAAGUUCAUAGCCUAUUUGAAUAAUAUUGUACAAUAAAGGCGUUGUUAUAAAUUAAUAACAACAAGACAUAGCGAUGUAAACUUUCAAUUCUUACGAUAUAAAAUGGAAAAAAAUGAAUUAAUCUCCUAGCCAAAUAUAUAUAUAUAUCCUAUUUAACGAAAAACUUUAAAGUUCAAAUUCAAAGAAACGCGAUAUUAUGAUACAUAAGAUUUUCUUCGGAAUAUAUUAAAAUGCAUUGAAAUGUUAUUGAUAUAUAUAUAUAUAUUUCCAUUAUUUUACGAAUCCCCAACACGCUUUUGUAAUUUCUAUUUAUAAAUUAAACGACAAUCUUUCCGUUAAUCGUAUUAUUCUUGAGAUUAGUUGAAAAGUUCCAAUUAAAUUCUUUGUUUAUUCUAAUUAAGUUUGUAAGAAAAAGAAAAGAAAGAAAAUAGAAAAAAAAAGAAUAAUACAAAUAUGCAUGCACGAGUAGUUAAAUGUAUUUAAAAAGCUACUAACAAUAUAAUAGUGUUAUUAGAAAGUAAAAAAGAAUUUCUAGACAUCUAACAAUUUCUCUCGACCCUUGCGAAUAUCCUAGCCGUAUUAUAGAAAAAGGCCUACAUAGUUUUAGCGAGUUACCUAAAUGUAAUAUGCCUGAAUAGUAAACUAUAAACAAAAAAAAAGAAACGUGAACUAUUUACAAGAUACUUCUGCACAAUAUAUAAUACGCGAUAAUAAUGAUGCAUCCAAAGGAUGUUUAUUUUUAAUAAUUUCAGAUUGCCCAUGUCAAUCGUACAUAUAUAUAUAUAUAUGUAUAUGUAUGUAUGUAUAUAUAUGUACGAUAUAACUUUUAGACUUAUUGUUAGAGAGGAAGAGAGAAUGAAAGAAAGAGAAAAAGUCUAAUGAAAUAAUGCGAACUAUAUGAUUCGGAUUUACUUUGAAUGAGAAGGGGGGAGAAAUAAGUAAAAAAAAAAGUAACAAAAAACAUUUUUCGCAAGACUAUAUAAAAAGACUAAUCUUAUAUACAACAUUGAAGGGCUGAUAGUAAUCUUGCUUUUCAGCAUUAAAAAGCCCACCGUUUCUCAGCCUAAACGAUUUUUUUCCUAACCCUUAUAUUUCAUCCCACCCUCUAGUUGUAUACUUUUCAUCUUAUGAACGUUUUUGUUACUAGAGAAUACCGUUUUGCCUACUACAAAUAUUCUUCUUAUAUAUAUAUACACACAUACACACACACAAACAUAUAUAUAUAUAUAUAUAUAUAUAAAAUAAAUAUAUAUAUAGAAA